Nannospalax galili (Upper Galilee mountains blind mole rat) is the source of this 469-nucleotide messenger RNA. It is a transcript of the gene Ndufa1, whose product is annotated as NADH:ubiquinone oxidoreductase subunit A1. The transcript has 3 exons. Bases 124 to 336 code for a protein of 70 amino acids. Lineage: Eukaryota; Metazoa; Chordata; Mammalia; Rodentia; Spalacidae. The record is from RefSeq and is a predicted model, not a curated record.
ACGCCGUACAGCGCACCGCCCCUUUCGCGUCCUGUCGUGCAGCUCAGCGGGAAAGGUGGCAAAAACCGGGUCACCUUUGAGGAUCCGAAAGAUAGGGUUUGAAGUGUGUUUCACUGUGCGGAGAUGUGGUUCGAAAUUCUCCCAGGCUUCGCCAUCAUGGGCGUGUGCCUGAUGAUCCCCGGAGUGGCCACUGCGUACAUCCACAAGUUCAGUAAUGGGGGCAAGGAAAAAAGAAUUGCUCGAUUUCCAUAUCAAUGGGCUUUGAUGGAACGAGAUAGGCGUGUUUCUGGAGUCAAUAGCUACUACGUGUCCAGGGGCUUGGAGAACAUUGAUUAAGGAAGGAUUUUCCUGGUUGAAGAGGGAAAUAACUCAGCAUGCUCAUCUAGUCCCACCAAAAGGCUACAUAAUAUAUUAUAUAGCAUGCAGUAUGUUAUGGAACACUUAAUAAAAAUGAAAAAGAAAAGCCAAA